Hemiscyllium ocellatum (epaulette shark) is the source of this 1529-nucleotide messenger RNA. Its product is annotated as zinc finger protein 501-like. The transcript has a single exon. The record is from RefSeq and is a predicted model, not a curated record. Lineage: Eukaryota; Metazoa; Chordata; Chondrichthyes; Orectolobiformes; Hemiscylliidae. Bases 26 to 1444 code for a protein of 472 amino acids.
GUCUCCGGACCAUCCUGACCGCAGCAUGGAGACCCCGUUCGCCAACUCCCCACCGGAGGGGGAUAGCUCGGAGCCGGCCGGACGCCGAGAGCUCCCUGCGGAGGAGCGCUGCCCGGAGCCGGACCCGCCCUCCUCAUCCCCGGGGCCUCCCUGCUCAGAGCCGGAGCGUGGAGGGGAGAGUGGCGGCGAUGGCGAGCCCGGGGAUGCGGCGCAGGGCGAGGGAGCGGAGGAAGAGGAGGAGGAGGGGGAGCCGGAACCCGGGGAGGGGGAGAGGCCGGGCUCCCCCGGCAGCAGCAGCAGCACCAGCCCCGGCGGCCGGCCCUUCACCUGCCCGCUGUGCCAGCAGUCGUUCCUGCGGCUCUCCUGGUUCCUGGUGCACGAGCGCCUCCACCUGGACGGCCGGCUGCACUGCUGCCCGGUCUGCAGCAAGUCGUUCGGCCAGGCCUCGGACCUGCGGGCGCACUGCCGCGGGCACGCCCGCCCGCCCCGGGCCCACCAGCGGGUGCACGCCCGGGCCCAAGCCGAGCCGCGCCGCACCCGCUCCUCCUCCAAGGCGUCCUCGGAGGAGAAGCAGCAGGAACCGGCAGAGGCCCCCUCCCGGCAGCGGCGGCGGCGUCCCUCCCCCCCGCACCGCUGCCAGGCGUGCGGCGAAGCCUUCAGCACCGCCUCCAAGCUGCUGCUGCACCAGAGCAGCCACGCCGGCGAGCGGCCCUUCCUGUGCGACGUCUGCCGGGCCGGCUUCUCGCGGCCGGCCGAGCUGGCCGUGCACCGCCGCAGCCACGCCGGCGACCGGCCUUACCAGUGCGAGGUCUGCCACCGCCGCUUCGCCUACGACUCCUCGCUGGCCAUGCACCGGCGCGCCCACGCCGGCGAGCGGCCCUACCGCUGCGGCGCCUGCGGCAAAUCCUUCGCCACCUCCUCCAAGCUGCUGAAGCACCGGCGGGUCCACUCCGAGGAGGAGAAGGAGGUGCAGCAGCCGCCCGCCCAGCAGCAGCAGCAGCCCCAGCCCGCUCCCGGCGCCGGGCCCAAGCCCUUCCGCUGCCAGACCUGCGGCCGCGCCUUCAGCCAGUCCUCGGACGUGCUGAAGCACCAGCGCACCCACACCGGCGAGAAGCCUUUCCAGUGCGAGCUGUGCGAGCGCUCCUUCACCCAGCUCUCCACCCUGCUCAACCACCAGCGCAUCCACCUGGGCGAGAAGCCGCACCGCUGCGAGGCGUGCGGCCGCGCCUUCACCCAGCUCUCCACCCUGCUCAACCACCAGCGCACCCACACCGGCGAGAAGCCCUACCGCUGCGAGACCUGCCACAAGGCCUUUGCCCAGUCCUCCAGCCUGCUCAACCACCGGCGCAUCCACACUGGCGAGAAGCCCUUCCAGUGCGCGCUCUGCUCCAAGUCCUACUCCACCUCCUCCUCGCUGUCCGUGCACCAGCGCUCGCACGUCUGACGGCCGCUCCCCGUGUGUGCUCAGCGAGCGUGGGGCUAGGGGGGGUGGGUGGGGAUGGUGCUGGGACCCCGCUCCCCUCACCCCC